Messenger RNA from Yamadazyma jaroonii, 1389 nucleotides. Lineage: Eukaryota; Fungi; Ascomycota; Pichiomycetes; Serinales; Debaryomycetaceae. The record is from the annotation of a GenBank genome assembly.
AUGCUGGUUAAAAAUAAAAAGAUAUCUCAUCCACGUAUGAUUGAGUUCACCAACAGUGAUGUGAACGUCAUAUUGGUGUCUAAUUAUAAGUUUGUGGCUGAAGAUGACAAUGAAUUAUCAAUAAAUAAAGGUGAUUUGUUGAAAUUCAUUGAUAGAAAAGAUAAAGGAUGGAUUUUGGUAAAGUUUUUGGACAGGCUUGAUUCAGCUGGGUUAAUACCGGCAAGCUAUGUUGAUAUUGUUAUUAAUGAUAUUAAGAAACCUAUAAAUUUGAAUUGGUUAAAAGGUGAAGAUAAUAAUGGGAUAACAAAAGAUAUUAGAGAUUUAAGUGACCCUGUACCUUUACGAAGCAGCCAGAGAAGUCAAAGGAGUAAAGAAAGUACUAGUUCAACACCAAGUCCCAUUAAGAAGAGUUAUUCUUUACAUUCAUCCCAAUCAUCACAACAUUCAAGUAAUUCUUAUCCCAAAAAACUGGUCCCUAGCUUUCCUGUUCCAAAUUUACCACAAAAUUCUUCAGGUUGGAAUAAUAAAUUUGAAUAUCAACGAUCAAAAAGUUCUCCUUUAUUAAUGCAAGAAGGGAUGCAAUUUAAAAGAUCGAAUAGUGAAAAGAAACCUUUGAGGGUUAAUACUGAAUUCAAUCAAUUUCAAAUACCCCCUAGUCCUAUAAGUCCAGAAAUGUUUAAGAUGCAAGCUAAGUUUAAUAAUUUCAACCUUAAAGAAACAGAUUCUACCACUGACAAUUCAAAUGAAAUAGACUUUAAUAUGAAUGAAAUCACCUCGGUUACAAUAACCAAUUGUCUUACUCACGACAGUAGAUAUUGGUAUAGAGUUGAUGUCAAAAGUGCAACUCGAAAAAUAUCUCUAGGGAAAUUUUAUCAAGACUUUUAUAAUCUACAACUCGAUUUAUUACAAUAUAAGGGGAAUAAUUUACCUAAAUUACCCGAUCCAAUAUCGAUAAAUGAGACUGAAGAUGAAAUUUUGUUGAUUAAAACCUUAAUUAAAAGAUGUCAGGAGCUUAAUGUGUACGUGAAUAAACUACAUAUGUUGAGAUUCCCUGAAUUUUUAGAUUGGCUUAAAAUUUCCAAUAAUAAACUUUUUUUAAUCCAGAAUGGUGAAACUAACGAUGAGAUAAAUCAGAAAAUUUUACCAGGAUCGAUAAAUUUGAUUUAUAAGAAAAUCUUAGUGAAGAUUAUCUUGUACAACAAUGAUUUGAUGACAUUGAAUAUGAAUAAGCAAGAGUUAUUUACUAUCAAUGAUUUAAAAUUCAAGGUCAAACAAACAGUAAAUUUUAAGAAUUUAUUAUAUAAGACAAAUGAGAAGUUUGAACCGAUUGAAAACAUCAAUAUUGAUACUAUUAGAAAGAGUGAAAAGAUCUUGUUAAGACUUUCUUAG